AGACACAGCAGUUGUCACUAUGAUUGGGAAAAGGCAUGAUAUUUACUUUCCAGAAGAGCCCCAGAGUUGUGCUCCAUGCCCAGCAUAGCAGAACUUGUGGAUUUAUCAGGGGAGCACACUAUGAGGCUGGGGAGACCCUGCCAUCCAGUCCUCUACAGAGAUCCCAGUAGGUAUUGGGAGGGUGCAGUCCAUGGGCUCGGGGAAGACAAAGGCAGAGGAAAGUAAAGAGGAGAUAUAGAUCAUAGUGAGAAGACUUGUUCAUUUAUAGAAGGACUGGGAAGCUGUACAUCCCUGAGGGAGGGGCUGAGCACUAACAGGACUGUAGGGGCCACCACCACCACCAGCAGCAACAGCAGCAGCAGCCAGCAUCCCUAGCACCACUUCUGCUGAGGGACCACAACCAAGGUGUCAAGCAGAUCAUGAGGUGAUAUCAGCAAGGCUGGGAGAUGAGGAACAUCUGACCCGACUUCAGGCCACACUACAACACAAGCUCACCAGACUGGAUAACAUUAUUGGCAUCUACAUACGAGGCAAUCCAUUGACCCUUACAUUGGAGAUGGACUGUACAGUCAAGUCAUCAUUUAGUUUCACCCGAAAAAUACUUGUGUCCUGUUUUAUUUUCAGCUUGUAUAUUAUACACAGCACUCCGCAGAUGACGACUGCUUCCAUUAAAGAAGACACAAAUGAUAAUAUCACCAUAUUUACUCGAAUACUUGAUGGUUUACUGGAUGGUUAUGACAACAGACUACGGCCUGGACUUGGAGAAAGAAUUACUCAAGUGAAAACAGACAUUUAUGUAACAAGCUUUGGACCAGUGUCGGAUACAGAAAUGGAAUAUACCAUUGAUGUAUUUUUCCGCCAAAGCUGGAAGGAUGAAAGACUUAGCUUUCAAGGACCUAUGCAACGUCUUCCUCUUAACAACUUACUGGCCAGUAAAAUCUGGACACCAGACACGUUUUUUCAUAAUGGUAAAAAAUCAAUUGCUCACAACAUAACAACCCCCAACAAACUACUACGCCUCGAGGAUGAUGGCACACUGCUCUAUACAAUGAGAUUGACAAUUUCAGCGGAAUGUCCCAUGCAGCUAGAAGACUUCCCAAUGGAUGCUCAUGCAUGCCCUCUAAAAUUUGGAAGCUAUGCAUAUCCUAAUUCGGAAUUGAGGUACGAAUGGACCAAUGUGACUCAUAAAUCUGUAGUAGUGGCAGAAGAUGGAUCUCGUCUGAAUCAAUACCAUCUGAUUGGUCAGACUGUUGGAACUGAAAAUAUCAGUACAAGCACGGGUGAAUAUACAGUGAUGACUGCACAUUUCCAUUUAAAAAGAAAAAUUGGUUAUUUUGUCAUCCAGACUUAUCUGCCCUGUAUAAUGACUGUCAUAUUAUCCCAGGUGUCAUUCUGGUUAAAUAGAGAGUCAGUUCCUGCUCGGACAGUAUUUGGUGUUACAACAGUGCUCACCAUGACAACACUAAGUAUAAGCGCUCGGAACUCACUGCCAAAGGUUGCCUAUGCUACUGCGAUGGACUGGUUUAUAGCUGUAUGCUAUGCCUUUGUUUUUUCGGCACUUAUUGAAUUUGCAACUGUCAACUAUUUCACUAAGAGGAGCUGGGCCUGGGAUGGAAAGAAAGCACUUGAAGCUGCAAAAAUAAAGAAAAAAGAGCAAGAAUCUAUUGGAAGAAAACCCAUCAAUACCUAUGGUGGAGGAAGAAUAACCUACACACCCAACAUUUCAAAAGACCUUAGUUCAUCUGUCAUCUCAAAUCCUGCUUCUUUGCAUAUGAAAGUUGAAGAGAAGUGUCCAGAAAACAAAAAGACUUACAACAGUGUCAGCAAGAUUGACAAAAUGUCUCGAAUAGUUUUCCCCGUCAUGUUUGGAACUUUCAACUUAGUGUAUUGGGCAACAUAUUUGAACAGGGAACCUGUCAUCAAGGGGGCAGCCUCGUCCAAGGCAUCUCAAGUAUUGCCAAUACACAUCUAAGCCAUAUUUCCGCACCUGACUAUACCAAUGAAAGUAACACAGUAGGUCCAGGACAUUUUUUUUUUAAAUAUUAUUUUCUUAUGUUUGUUUUAUUUAUUUAUUUAUUUAUUUUUUUUGGCAUGAAUAGUCACUGGCUCGAUCUGCUCAUAUGAAUGUCUUACCUCAUUUUUUAAAAGAAAAGGAAAAAGACUAAGGCCAAAAACCUGUCUUACGUUGCUACAUUAACAAUUAAAAUCUUGUAAUGUCUUAUCUAAAUAUUGCAUCUACUCAUUUUAGAGACAUGACUGAUAUGGCAGUGAUAUGAUUUAAGUAAACCAAUGGAAGAAAGGUAUUAGACAAUUUCUGUGAACAUUUAGGUCUUAAGCCAUAUUUAGAAAUAUCCAAGAAGAGUACUUAUUACUUUUAUUAGGAUAAACAUGGAACUGUUAUGCCACAAUGAAAUAAAAAUUUUUCUUAAAGGGCCAGUAUUUUAAUCCGCUGUAUCCAAUGUAACCUGCUGUAAUAUAUUGUAUAUCAAUGUAGUUAAUGUGUGUGCCAUAUUUUUCUAAUGAUACAGUAUUUUGGUGAUAGGAGAGCGCAACAAUAAUUUUUGCUAGUGAGUCUACUGCAUGGAAUUAUAAUGCAGAAUAGCUUAAAUACACACACAUGUAU
This is a messenger RNA of Hyla sarda, 2623 nucleotides long. It is a transcript of the gene GABRA5, whose product is annotated as gamma-aminobutyric acid type A receptor subunit alpha5. Gene Ontology annotation, biological process: nervous system process; regulation of postsynaptic membrane potential; monoatomic ion transmembrane transport. The coding region runs from base 557 to 1972 and encodes 471 amino acids. Gene Ontology annotation, cellular component: neuron projection; GABA-A receptor complex; dendrite membrane. Lineage: Eukaryota; Metazoa; Chordata; Amphibia; Anura; Hylidae. The transcript is spliced from 10 exons. The record is from RefSeq and is a predicted model, not a curated record. Gene Ontology annotation, molecular function: transmitter-gated monoatomic ion channel activity involved in regulation of postsynaptic membrane potential; GABA-gated chloride ion channel activity; inhibitory extracellular ligand-gated monoatomic ion channel activity.